CAGGACCGACAUUCUUGUUAAACCUGCGGAACCAAUGGAAAUCUGCCGGUCAGGACCUGCGGACCGGCAAUUUUGCCAAGCCUGCUUUUAUCAUGAAACAAAUGAGAGAUCUCAAAACUAAUCAGCCACUCUAUGAUAAAAAGAUUGGCCCCAUGUAGUGCUGCAACAAUAUACUGGUUUAUCGGUAUAUAUCGAAAUACGCAAUCUGCAUAUUGUAUUGCGAUACGAUUUUCAUCAUACCGGUACGAAAAUUCUACAAAAUGCAUCCACAUUUCGUCAAGAAAAUCCAAAAUAAUUAUAUCAUUAUAAGGUUAUGAGGAAAUGGCUUCCCAUGAACACCAAGAAUACAGCACAUAUAUUGAGACAGGAAAUCAACAGAGUGCUUUUUAUAGCAGAAUAAAGCUUAAUAAUGAUGAUGAAAUACGCUUGAGUGAUCAUCAAGCUCAGGAACUUGUUGGAAAGGCUGAAAUUCACUCGCAAAAUUUACAAAGUCAGCAGCUUUCAGAUCAGCAAAACUUGGCAUCACCUUCGCAAGUAUCCUCAACAACUUCUACCAAUCUUUCAAUGGUUGCACGAUCUGAUGACAUGAACUCCAGUGGGGAUGAUCUGGAUUUGUCUGGUGACACUUCUAAGCGACACUCUGAUAGGCAACAUAUCUGCAUGACCUGUUUCAAAGCUUUCCGAAAUAAACCUCAGUUGAGUCAACAUGAACUUGUGCAUAACAAUAUGCGUAAGCAUGUGUGCAGCUAUUGUGAUAAGUCCUUCAAACAGAUCUGUCAUCUGAAUCAGCAUAUGCGUGUUCAUACAGGGGAGCGCCCAUACAAAUGUGACGUGGAGGGUUGUGGGAGAUCAUUUGCCCAGUUAUCAAAUCUGAACCACCACAAGAAGAACCAUGAGGAACAUGUGAAGCGCGAUAUCGCCCGUCAGUUUAGAUGCGAGGUGUGCGACCGUAGUUACGCAACUAAACAGAGUCUCAAUACACAUAUACAGAAGCUCCAUACAAAUUUGAAAUCCCCUGAGGGCUCUAUCACCAGUCCGAUAGUUUCACCAUCACCUGUUAAAAAGCGCAAAAGUGUCUCAAAAGACCUGCAGGCUUCCGAAAUCCAGACUAACCUCCCAGAGAUUGAAGAUGCCUUCAUGUUGGAAUGCGAAAGCAUAAAUGACCAUGACCCAGACGAUGACCUUCCCACACAGGUCAAGGUCAAGCCACGGUUCAUGGCAACAAAGUCCAACUUGAUGGUGAGAAUCGGAACGCCUUCAGGGGAGAGGGAUCGAAACCAAGGUCCCCGCACAACUCUGCCACUGCCGUUCUCCCUCAACCAAGGAUCUCCCGUCUCUACGGGUCAAAAAGUCUGCAGGAGUUGAUAGCUGCUUUUGGUGUUGUUGCUUGCGUGCAUUUUGCCUGCAUCGUCUUUCUGCCACGCUUCAUCUUGAUCAUCGCAUUCAACAUCACCUGACUUCUGCUUGCUGCCUGCAUGUUGAUGUAUUAUCAGGUCUGCUUGCAUGCAGAUGUAUUAUCAGAUAUUGGUUUUGUUUUAUUUCAUAAACAAUGGCUUAUACACCAUGUAGAUAUGAUAUAUGCUGUCUUUCUAUUAGCUGUUUUAAUUAACUAAUCAAAAUAAUAAUAAAUGUAUAAUCAUACUGCAUGAAUAUACCAUGAUGUAUUCUUUUAUAUUUUAGUUGACACAAUAAUUGUUUGGACAGAUGGCUUGUCUAAAGCUCAAUUCAGGGUGUAAAUGUUUACAGGGGUUUGAUACUUGUGGCUUGAUUGAGUAGUAAAACAAAAACAGUAUAAAAUUGUCAACAAAGGGUUAAGGAACAUAAAAUAAUCCCUUUCUCUUAGAUAACAUUGACUUUUUAUGCUUAGUGAUCAACAUGCUUUACUAUUUGCAUGUUUGUUGCAAUCAUCAAAUUAUAUUAAAGCAUGUGCAUAGCUUCGCCUUUCGAAUCUUUUUCGUACAAUGAAGGUAAAUGUAAGGAUAAAGGGCAGUGUCAGAUUCACACGCAUUGAAUACUUAAUCCACACUUGAUAAAUCAUGUUUGGCAAUCAUAAUUAUUGUGCCUAACUUUGACAAGAUGUGUUAGUUUACCUUUGUUGAAUUUAAGACAAGCCAGACGGUAUAUAUUUACUAUACUUAAUUUUUAUUACACCCCUGGUAAACUGAUUUAUGAUUUCCUAAAAGGAGUACAUGGGAAAUCUUAAGGUGUACUUUUGGGGACACAUACUGUAUACUGCCUAGGAAAUAUAUGGCCUGUGAAUGGUGAGUUGUUUUAGUGCUCCCUGCUCUUGUGCAAAUCAUUCCGCUAUUGUUCCCUGUGGGUUACAUUUGAACAGUAAACAUGACAAGGGGCUUCAGAAUCUUUUCACUGAUUAAUAGCUGUCAAAUACAUGUAGUAUUAAGCAAUUCGUUAAAACAAGCCUCGAGGUAUAGCCCAGAUUGAAAAAUCAAAAACUAUUUCAAUGCUAUUCAUGCUUUUUGAAUUCCAUUUUGUGUAUCAAUCUAUGUAUACCCCAAAGUCCAACCUAUGAUUUUAACUUUAUUCCUUUUGGGGAGAGGCAUAACAACUUUUACUAACCGGGCCUGGUGGAUUUCUUGUGAAAGCUGAAUGUAUGCAGUAUACAUAUGGUACCUUAUUAUAGCUGUCUUAUUAUCUAGUCUGUUAAGUGUUAUAUUCAAAUUUAAUCAUAAUGUGUAAGGAGCUUAUUCAUAGACAGUUAUGUUAGUUUGUUUUUUAAACAAAGUAGGUGCGCUAUUGCCAAUAAAUCAAAAGUUAGGUUCUCAAAGGUUUGCAUGUUAAAAAAUAUAAGUGCUUAUCGAACAUAAAUGAGCACAUUUUACAUAAAUAUAUACUAUAAAACAAUGACUGACAAAUAUUUUGUUUGAUUGUAAAUGUUGAAUGAUAUUUAUCUUCUUAAAUAUUCCAAUACAUGACUCAAUCUAAAACACACAGGCAAUGUCUAUUUUUAAUGAAUCAUUUUUAAUGAUAAUAUAGUAGUUUGUUAACGAGUUUUUUUAGUGAAGUGAAGUUUUAAACCCUGGUUAUCUCAGAUGAAAGUAUGGUGCAAUGUCAAACAGAGAUGAAAGUAUGGUGGGCGGGUGUGCAAUGUCAAACAGGUUAGAUGAAGACCUAGCUUUUCAUCACAUUUGGGGCAAAUUAGAUCGCGGUUAAGGUUACUUAAACUAGAUAACCUUAAAACAGAUUGUUUCCCGUCAAUAAAUUUUGCUCGCACCUUUCUUGCUAAAACAUAGGAUAAAGCAAGCUUGCAUUAGGACCUAGUUUGGGAUUGUAUACGAGGCUUUUUGGCCUAAGGUCAAGGUCACUUUUCCUAAAAAUAGAAAAUUGGAUUCUUAACCCUUUCCCAUUAGAUAUGUAUUUUGACGUGUUUGUAGUCUCUAAGAAAGUUAUAUUUAAUUGAAAACCUUUCUUACUAGAUUCAAGUUUUAAAGGCUUCAUUUCCAACCCUUAAAUACUGACGAGCAGCAAACAGGGUAAAAUUUUAACAGACUUUGAGUUACUCGCAGACUGUUAUGGUUAUAUGCUGUUUGCACAUAGCAAUUUUUACUCUGACUUUGAGUGGGAAAGGUUUAAUCAUUGACAGCCUGGUUUUGUGGUGUUGCCAUGGUUCUAUUUAAGUUUUUAAUGUAUGAUAUAAGAUCAUGCUUACAUGCUCGGCUGUUUUCGGAGAAAACCCAAGGUAUUGUCAUAGCCAGCUUGUCGUGUCCGUCGUCGUGUCGUCCGCUGCCCGUGUCGUGCUAAAACCUUGACAUUUUGUCAAGGUUUUGAACAUUGGCUCUAAAAUCAAAGUGCUUCAACCUACAACUUUGAAACUAAAUAUGUUGCUGCACCUUGAAGAGUUCUACAGGCCACACCCAUUUUUGGGUCACUAGGUCAAAGGUCAAGAUAACUGUGACCUCUAAAAUAAACAACAACAAAAAACUGACAAGCUUUCAUUUAUUGAAAACUGCACCUGCAGCUGAGCGUGGCACCCUUUAUGGGGUGCUCUUGUAAGCUCACCUGAGCACAACGUGCUCAUGGUGAGCUAUUGUGAUCGCCUUUUGUCCGUCGUGCGUCGUUAACAUUUAUCUUUUUAACACUCUAGAGGCCACAUUUAUUGUCCAAUCUUCAUGAAACUUACUCAGAACAUGUGUCCCAAUAAUAUCUUGAACGAGUUUGAAAAUGGUUCCGGUUGAUUGAAAAACAUGGCCGCCAGGGGGCGUGGCAGUUUUAUAUAUAGCAAACCUUGUUAACACUCUAGAAGUCACAUUUAUUGUCCGAUCUUCAUGAAACUUUGUCAGAACAUGUGUCCCAAUAAUAUCUUGGACAAGUUCGAAAAUGGUUCCGGUUGGUUGAAAAACAUGGCCGCCAGGGGGGCGUGGCAGUUUUCCUUAUAUGGCUAUAGUAAAACCUUGUUAACACUCUAGAAGUCACAUUUUUAGUCCAAUCUUCAUGAAACUGGGUCAAAACAUGUGUCCCAAUAAUAUCUUGGACGAGUUGGAAAAUGGUUCCAGUUGAAUGAAAAACAUGGCCCCCAUGGGGCGGGGCAGUUUUCCUUAUAUGGCUUUACUGCAUGGUAAAACCUUGUUAACACUCUAGAAGUUACAUUUGUGGUCCAAUGCUCAUGAAACUUGGUUAGAAUAUUGAACUAAUAAUAUCUGGGCUAAGUUAAAAAAAUGGUUGAGAUCAGUUAAAAAACAUGGCCGCAAGGGGGCGUGGCAUUUUUUCCUUAAAUGGCUAUUUACUACAAAACCUUGUUAACACUCUAGAGGUCACAUUUAUUAUCCAAUCUUUAUGAAACUUGAUCUGAACAUUUGUUCUAACAAUAGCUUGAGUGAGUUUGAAAAUGGUUAUGGUUUGUUGAAAAACAUGGCCGCCAGGGGGGGGGAGGCAGUUGUCCUUAUAUGGCUUUAGUGAAAACUUGUUGACACUAUAUUAGCCACAUUUAUUGGCCAAUCUUCAUGAAACUUGGUCAGAACAUUUGUCCCAAUGAAGUUUUGCCAGAGAUUAAGCUGGGUCAUAUGAGCUCAAAAACUAGGUCACAAGGUCAAAUAUAAAAAAACAUGUUAAAAGUCACUUUUUUGGUCCAAAAUAAUCUUCAUGAAUCAGCUUGCAUUUUUUUCAGAAUAGUCUAGUUCAUUUGGCUUUCAGGUGAGCGCCUUAGGGCCUGAUGGUCCUCUUGUUUUUAAAUAUCAUUACGAGUUUUUCUUUUAAUCUUAUGUAUAGUAAGAAAAAGCGAUUGGUUUUUAUUGAGGUAUGUGUUGUUUAAGAUUUUGAAUGUUUCUAUAGCUCAUUGUUCUACUGCUUUUACACCAUUGAGACUCUUACCAUUUAUUUUGAAAGAAUCAAUGGUAGUAAUACAACUAUAAAAAGAAAAUUGAUUUUAAUGUGCUACAUUUUAAAGUUUAAUGGCAAUAAAUUGGUUUAUCACUGUACAUACAUAUCAUGAUUGUGGUUUUGCAAAGUGGUUGCUUCAAAUAAACAUUCUAACAUUAUGUCAAGCUUCCUAAGGAAAUGUCAGUCACACCAUUCAUGUUCAAGGAUUAUCAAGGAAAAUGUGUACGUACUUUGGUAUUCCCGUUUUGUUCUAUCAUUUUACUCAGUGUUCCUCUUUAAAUUAUUAAGUGUACCUACGAUGUAUGUUUUUAGCAAAUGACUUUAAGGUGAGAAACAUAUGUGCAAUUUUCGUUUUAAUUAUUUAUAUGAUCAACACUUGAGUAACACGGGGCCAUGUCUUUGCUCCUUUAUUUGUGCUUGCUCUAACAUUCCAUUCUUGCAUUUUAGUGGCAUAUGCAUUUCUGUGUGGGUCUGUAUUUUUAAUUUUCUUCCUUUUAGUAUGAUUUUGUACACAUAAUGGUCAUAUCUUCUUCCAUUGAUAAAAUUAGCCUUUUUCGUUCUCCAAAGCAAACUAUUUUGUCCUGGUCAGCAUAAUUUAAACUUUUGAUUUUUUUCUUGUACAUUUUUACUUUCAACAAUUUGACCUUCAGUUUAUACACUUUAGAAAGAUAAAUUUAAACAGGUUGGACUAAACAAGUGGGCCUAUGAACCUCACAUCCAUUAUCUAUGGGCCAUUUCAUGAGAAAAUCGAUCUUAUGCCAUGGGCUAGCUCCAUACCAGCCUGCACAUUGGCAAACAGCAUAGACCCAGAUGAGACGCUGCAUCAUGUGGUCAGGGUCUGCGCUGUUUGCUUAAAGGAAUAUCUGUAAUAAAUAUUCAAAAUAUAGAAAUAAAUAUACUAGACAUCCCUAAUUUUGGAAAUAAAUUGAUCCAAUUAAGAAGGAUGGGAGAGUCCACUAUGCAUAAAGUCCCGCCGACAGAUUAGCUCCUUACAAGACUGAGAAUAAGAAGGCAUGUAAGGAGCUUAGCUUUCUACAUAUUUCAUAAGACCCAUUUUUGCAUGAUGUCACUAAAAUGUUCUUCCCAGUAACAGUAGAAUUUGGGGACUUUGUUAGGAAGGAACCAUUUCUCUUGUCGGGAUUGUAAUUUUGAUCACCUUAUGAACCAAAUUAAUUUAUUGUGUUUUGAUUCUUGAAAUAAUGAUGAGACAGCUAAUAAUAUUUAUUGUUAUACACUUUUUUUUAUUCCCCCGGUAGGGUGGCAUAUAGCAUUUGAACUGUCUUGUCAGUCCGUCCUUCCGAAAACUUUAACAUUGCCCAUAACUUUUGCAAAAUUUGCAAAUAGCAACUUGAUAUUUGGCAUGCAUGUGUAUCUCAUGGAGCUGAACAUUUUGAGUGGUGAAAGGUCAAGGUCAUCCUUCAAGGUCAUAGGUCAAAAAAAUAAAUCCAAGGGAAGUAACAAGCUUUAAAGGGAGAUCAUUUUGAUUUAUCAUUUGGCAGGUACAGAUCAAUUUUACAAGGGAAGUAAUGUUUUUUUAAAGGGAUAUAAUCCAAAACAUAAAUCAAUCAAAGCAGUGCAACAGGGGGCAUUGUGUUUCUGACAAACACAUUUUUAACCAGGUUUUUAACCAGGUUUUCCGAAGGAAAAAACUGGUUAUUAGAUUGGCGAAUGCAGGAGGGCUGGCUGGCUGGCGGGCUGGCGGGCGGGCGGAACAAGCUUGUCCGGGCCAUAAUUAUGUCGUUCAUUGUCAGAUUUUAAAAUCAUUUGGCACAUUUGUUCACCAUCAUUGGACGGUGUGUCGCGCGAAAUAGUUACGUCGAUAUCUCCAAGGUCAAGGUCACACUUUGAGUUCAAAGGUCAAAAAUGGCCAUAAAUGAGCUUGUCCUGGCCAUAACUAUGUCAUUCAUUGUGAGAUUUUAAAAUCAUUUGGCACAUUUGUUCACCAUCAUGGGACGGUGUGUCGCACGAAAGAAUCACAUCAAUAUCUCCAAUGUCAAGGUCGCCACGACUAAAAAUAGAUUUUUUUUAAAAACAAACUUACAAAGGGGGUUAAUUUUGUUUGUUCAUUUCAAAAGUUCAGUUUCAGUUUUCUCCCUUUAUCAGAUUUUUUUUCACAAUGAAAACCUGGUUUUGUGACAAUUUUGUCCCUUGUUUGUUUUGUUUUAAAAUACAAUCACAUUUAUUCUUUGCCUCAAUUUUAAACUGACUUACAAUAUUUGAUAUUGUUUAGACUUUGAGUUCGUAUUAUUUAUCUUUUGCUGUAAAUUAAUUGGAAAAUCUACAUUGUCUUCAAAAGUUAUAUAAAAUUUCAUUUAGGCCAGGCUCGGUGGCAACAUGGCUUAAUGAAAUCUGCACAGGUUAAUCAGAUACAACACUCUCCACUUUAUGGAUUUGUUUGUUUGAAUUAAGACUGAACAAAAAACCAGUCUAGGCAGAAAGUGUUGUCCUUGUUUAGAUGGUGCGGACUGUGCAAGCUGAUCUGGGACAAAACUUUAUUUACAUGCAUUAAGCCCCAUUUUCCCAGAGAGUGGCUCAGAGAUUCUGGAGCCUUGUCUUUUCAAAGAUAUAAUGAUAGAUUCAAGUUGCAACAAAAUUGUGUAGUUUCAAAAUAGUAAACAUGUAUCGUUAAUAUGAUGCUUAAUUGUGAAAGAUACGAAAAUCAGGCUCCAAGUGAGCAGCUUAGUAUGUACGAUUAUUUGGAUUUUGAACAUAAAUUAUGUUCUGUUAUUUAUGGCCCCAUUUGAAGAAGAUGGGAUAUAGCAUUUGCCCUUUUAGUCUUUGCCUAUGUUUGCAUGUGCGAAUGUUGGUUUUUUAAUUCUGAGCCAUAACUUUUCUAUAACUGGCUUGAUUUUAAAAUAAUUUAGCACAAAAUGUAAAGACAUCCUGUCACAGGUAGAGGUCACAAUAGGAUAAGGUCACGCUCAGGGGUCAAGUCAUAUUUGAACAAAAAAAUGGAAUGAGGGAGCAUCUGUUAGAUAUGGACACAAGACUUGUUUGCCAGUAUUUUCAAUUUGUUAAUUUUUCAAAUAAAAUAUUUUUGCACCAUGUGAUUUUGAAAGUGUUAUUUUUUAAAUUGUUAGCCAUCACCCCCCUUUAAAGUGAAUAAUACUUGUUUAUGUCUACAUUUGUUGAUGUUAAACUACAAAUGAAUAAACUACAAAUGAAUAUGUACAUGUAUUAGGAAUGUUAAAGGAAACAAAUGAAUAAUAUUUCAAUGAUACAGGUUUACUUCAAUGAAAUUCAUAAGGACAAACUUUUUGACAUAAAGAACAUGUAAGUAAUAUUUGUUGCAGACAAACAAAUUGUGUCUUUGUGUUGUUUUUACAAACCGCACAAAAUAGUAGGGAUAAUCAAAAAGUGUUCCUGUCUUUUGUUAAGGGAUUACUUCCAUUAAAAAAAUAAUUUGCAAAUUAAAAAACUCGUAAUUUCUUUAAUAAUUUGGUACCAUUUAAAGGAACUUUUAU
Molecule: messenger RNA, 8798 nt
Organism: Dreissena polymorpha
Lineage: Eukaryota; Metazoa; Mollusca; Bivalvia; Myida; Dreissenidae
Product: zinc finger protein 567-like
Exons: 5
Coding region: 322-1365 (347 amino acids)
Cellular component (GO): nucleus
Source: RefSeq, a predicted model, not a curated record